This is a messenger RNA of Aspergillus saccharolyticus JOP 1030-1, 3147 nucleotides long. Its product is annotated as putative Rho GTPase activator (Sac7). NCBI's taxonomy places the organism in Eukaryota, Fungi, Ascomycota, Eurotiomycetes, Eurotiales, Aspergillaceae. Gene Ontology annotation, biological process: signal transduction; regulation of fungal-type cell wall organization; activation of GTPase activity. The transcript has 3 exons. The record is from RefSeq and is a predicted model, not a curated record. Bases 1 to 3147 code for a protein of 1048 amino acids. Gene Ontology annotation, cellular component: cell cortex. Gene Ontology annotation, molecular function: GTPase activator activity.
AUGGUUACGGGCAAAUCGCACGCCGGCGUGGAGCCGCUGCACCCACUUCCGCCCCCGACUGCCCAGCCAGACGUCAUCGCAACCUCGCCGCCUUCGAAACGGGAUUUGGCUUCCUGGUGGAGGCAGUUCAAAAGAAACACUCGCAAGGAGGAACCGAAAGAGAAACCUCAGGGCAUCUUUGGCGUCCCACUCAACGUCAGCAUCAAGUACGCCAACGUCGCCAUUUCGCUGACCAACGACAAUGGAGAGAGCUUCAUCUACGGCUACGUGCCUAUUGUGGUAGCCAAAUGCGGCGUGUUUUUGAAGGAGAAAGUCAGUCACAAGCUGAUCAAGGAUUUAGCGACGGAUGUUGAGGGCAUCUUCCGUCUCAGUGGAUCCGCGAAACGCAUCAAAGACUUGCAGGAAGUCUUUGAUUCCCCCGAACGGUAUGGCAAAGGUCUCGAUUGGACGGGGUACACAGUGCACGAUGCUGCCAACGUGCUACGACGCUAUCUGAACCAGCUGCCCGAGCCUAUCGUCCCCUUGGACUUCUACGAACGUUUCCGCGAGCCACUCCGCACCUAUCAAAGACAAGUCCAGGAACAAAUAGAGAACAAUGCGCUAGCCAAUGAAUCAGCGGCAUUCGAUCAUGCGAAGGCCGUUGCGGCGUACCAGCAGCUCAUCCGCGAGCUGCCCCCUCUGAACAAGCAACUGUUACUCUACAUUUUGGAUCUGCUGGCUGUGUUCGCGUCGAAAUCGGACCAGAACCGGAUGACCUCGGCCAAUCUGUCCGCCAUUUUCCAGCCCGGGCUCCUGUCGCACCCUCAACACGACAUGUCGCCGGACGAAUACAAGCUGAGCCAGGAUGUGCUGAUUUUCCUGAUCGAAAACCAGGACCAUUUCCUGUUCGGAAUGAACGGGACGGCCGCUGAUGAGCAGACGCUCAAGGAGGUCGAAGGGGGCGUGACGCGCCGGCCCACUACUCAUUCCACCAACAUCCGACGCUCGGUGUCGAGCGCCAGUGGAGGCGGAGAGAGCUUCCGAAAGUAUGAAAGCCUUCGCAGGAAUGUGUCCGUCUCAUCGCGGAAUUCGCGCAACUCCAACAACGCCAGCCCGGCCACGCCGCCCUCGAUGAGCGCAGCCGGUGUGCACCGCAGCAACACCUUACCAUCGAAGAUGUCCCCAGCCAUUCCUGCACACCGCUAUGGUCGGGUCGCUGAGUCGACCGGCUUGAACUCGCCGAAUCGUACCUCCGCGCAACAUUCCCGAUCGUCCAGCCGUGCGCCACCAACAGUGGAGGAGGACAAAGCCCUGUCCAGUACCUCGAGUACCAUUAUCCAAUCACCCACUAAUAAUAGCGCCAUCACCAACGGUCAGCCCUCCCCUGUUGCACCACCCAGCCAAGUACCGCCCGCACCUCGGCCGCCUAUCCCUGCGCAGCUAAUGCCUGGGCGCCCUCCCGUGCAAUCGGCUCCUGUGCCAUCAGUACCGGAGCAACCAGUUCCCCCACAGCCACAUGAUCCUCAAUCGCCACCCCCUCCCUCGACAGGCACCGGGGUCGGGAUUGUCUACGUACACUCCUCGACACAUGGGCCGAUUCCCCGGGCGAAUGCUGAGAACGGGCCGACGGCAACCGAAAAGCCCGUGCCACUAAAACCAGUCACAGAGCGACCGGUAUUGCACGAAGGCCUACCUCCUGCUGCGCGAGCAGUGUCUCCACCACCCGCAGUAGUAACUCCGACGCGCGAGCGCAAGCUGUCGAGCCUCUUCUCUAAGUCACCACCGCCGAGCGGCGAAGGACGGGAACCUCGGCAGCCGAAUCGGUUGAAGAAGAAGCGAAUUCCCGGCAGCGCCAGCGAAAGCGCGCACAGCUCCUCGCAUUCCCUGCAAGCGGCGACAUCCGAGCCUGGUUUGGCAGCGAUCCUGCAUGGGCCCCGGUCGACGGAUGCUGGCAACGAGGUGGGCGGCGCAACUCCCCGUCCUCCCCAAACCACUAGUUCCGAUGAACUGAGCCCACCGCGAGAAGGUCGGCCCGAGAAGCAGGCUUCGCAGAUUGAGGGCAGCCAGAUGGGCGACACUUCGCUCCGACCCUACGGAUCUCGCACCCCAUCGAUGAACUCUCGGUCGUCGUUCACGGACUACUCGGACGUCGAUGCGGCGGAAGACUCCGCGCGCGCAGAACGCAAGGAACACCGCCGUAGCUGGCGAUUUCCACGGUCAGCCAAGCGCAGCAACGAGCAGAUCGGUCUGGGGCUGGCUUCGCCCCCGCUCAUGGCGUCGAACCCUGGCGCAGACCGCAGCACUAGCUCGAUCGGUAGCUGGCACCAUGCUAGCCGGAGCUCUCCGUCUGACAUGCAGCAGUUUGCCAACGACCCGAGCUAUCAACCCCUGAGUCUAGACGCCGAGGUCAGCAACCCCGGAGGCUCGCGGGAAGCCUCGUUGGCAUCGGAGCCGGAGAAGCGCAGUCUAUUUGGGAAAUUCAAAGCCAAGGUUGCGCAGGUGCGCGACGGUGUCAAGGAGUCUACGGAGCGUGAUCGGACGCGCAGCCCGGUGAACGAUGCGGAUCAUGUUGUGCCAACUCAACCACUCUCGCCUUCAGCUACAGACGUGCGACAUCGGCCUGCGCCGAUCGAUGCGACUAGUCAACCCAAGGAUGCAGCCGUCGGUUCUCCAGUGUCGCCUUUGCCUGGAGCCGGGCUCCCACCGCCGAUCCCCGAAGAACCUCAUAUGCCUGAGAGUCCAGUUAUGACGGCUGCUGCAUUGGCUGGUCCUGCCGUUUCUGAUGUGCCAGCAGUCGCUUCUGAGACGAUUCCCACUGAACCCAGUACUGAGCCGAGCACUGAGCCGAGCACUGAGUCGAGCACUGAGCCUGCUACUGCGCUUAAUACAGAGCCAAGUACUGAACCAAGUGCUGUACCAAGUAUUGAGCCCAGCAUCCAGCCAAGCACUGAGCUCAGCGCUGAGCCUAGCACUGAGCCUACUACUGAGUCCGCUACUGAGCCUCUUAAGCCUACAGUGGCCAGUUCCGAAUUUAAUGUACCAAAAAUGCCUUCUACGGAUGUCCCAACAGACUCCGCGGAGACUGUCACAGCGUCUGCUGUUGAGCCUUUGGAGACGGUCGAGGAAGAGAAGGUUGAGUCAGGAUCGGGACCUAGUGUACCGUCAUAG